Molecule: messenger RNA, 8702 nt
Organism: Asterias rubens (European starfish)
Lineage: Eukaryota; Metazoa; Echinodermata; Asteroidea; Forcipulatida; Asteriidae
Product: trichohyalin-like
Exons: 49
Coding region: 157-8595 (2812 amino acids)
Molecular function (GO): calcium ion binding
Source: RefSeq, a predicted model, not a curated record
GCGAUUGUUUACAGAAAGAAACGAAAGAGGCUCCGAAGUUUGCAAAACUCGACAUGGCAUGUGCCAGUUUUACCUAGAAUGAAGACAACACUAGCUGUUUACAAGGUGAGGGGAUCCAGGUGAGUAAAAAGGGAUUUUAAUAUCCAAGACAUCGCCAUGGGGAUGGAAGAAGAGUUUGAAGCCAUCUUUAAUCUUCUUGACCCAAGUUGCCGUGGUUACAUUGACUCUGAGCAGCUUCAGGAGUUCCACAAAGCGUUUUACUUCACGCCAAUAAAUGCUGAUCAAGUGGAAGCAACAAUACAUCAGGUGUGUAAUGGGGGAGACAGAUGUCCUAAAUUCUGCUUUCUCGAUGUCCUGUUUGAGCUUGAGAGACGUCGGACCAUCGAGGAGAGAGCCUGGUGGGACUUCCAAGCCCUGGAUUUCCGCGGGGGACACCGCAUCCCGCUCAGAGACGCCCUGGUCCUCAUGAAGGCCACGCACCAGGACAAGUUCACCAUGAUGACCUGGCAGAUGUUCAUGGAGUCUAGAGAGAUGUCCAACGACGACGUCACUUUCAACGAGAUUCGGAUUUGGCUGUGUAACCCUCCGCUUCAGGCGGCUGAGGAAUGUGGGCUGAGGGACAUUGUCGCUGCAGGGGAACAACUGAGCCGGGCGAGGAGGAAAUCAGAUUUCCAGAGUUAUAAGGACUUUGCUGCUCUGCAGGAGGAUGAUUUUUCCCAGACCCUAGAGGCUCAGAACAGGCACCAGUAUCAAGAUCAGUUCCGCAGAAAGUCCAGACGCAAGCUCAACAGAUGGGUGAACCUUGGGGUCGAGGCGUUGAUCUUUGACGAUGGCCAGGACUACGAGGUAGAUUAUAAGAUGCGGAAUCGCGUCACUGUCCAAGACCUUAUGGAGGCACUGGAACAAAAAUAUGACAUCCUCAGGGAGAAGCUGCUCUGGGAGGCUGUCAAGAAACAUAUCGGUGUGUCCAUCUGGUCGUCAAUGUCCGAAGGCGAGCAACAGGAGCAAGUCCUCCGCGUCCAGAUGAAGGAGCACCACCUGAGACGCACUAAGGACCUGGAGCAGAUUCAACGUCUCGUCAUCUCCUACCAGCAUUACGACUCUCGCCUCGUUGCCAUGAUGGGAUGCUUACGCAGCGAGUUUGAACGCCAGGCCAUGGACCAUCAGAGCAAAGUGGCCAUGCUUCAGGCCGACGGCAAGACGGAGGAUGAGAUUUAUGAGAUAUUUUCAAACGAGAAUGCUCAGAAAGUGCAAGGGGCAACAACCUGCGGGCAGCUCCUCAUCGAUCUCCACAAGAGACACGAGAAAGAGCGCGAAUUCCUCCUCUCCGUUCUCAAAAUGGGAAACCGGAGGGCGUUGACCUCGGCAGAGAUGAUCACCGAGUACUCGUCACUGGCCGCAGAGCAGCUGAUUGCUUCGUAUGAAGGGGAGUCGUUUGAGUAUUCAUCAAUGGCAACUGGACUCGCUGAACGUCCACAGCAGUAUAUAACCUCUAGCUUUGAUAGUGACAGAGAUCUGGAGGAGUUGCUGGCCCUGGAGAGAUUGCACCAGAGGAAGGGUAAGAAACCACCGAAGGUGACCGACGAUGACGGCCAUCUGAUCGGCAAGAAUCGAGGUGUGGUGGCGUGGCAGGUGGAAGUAGUCAGGCAGCUCCUGAAGAAACACAACUAUGAAAGAGAGAUUAUUAUUUAUCUUCUCCAAGGCAAGGAGAGCUCUACCUGGCUCUCUGUCGCCCGGAGGAAAAACCAGGAACAGCGAGAGGAUCGACUGAAGGAGCUGAGAAGCCAACGAUCCAACUGGCGCAAGAGCCCCUCAGAGCACCUCGUAUCUAAGCGGGCGGUCCAUCUGAAAAUCUUACUGGAAGGAACGGGACUCUAUCAUGAGAACAGGCGCAGUGAUAUGAGGGGUGGACAUAACUUCACAGACAACCAAGUCUCAGCGUGUGUGUUGGCCGAUCUACAGCAGAAACAAUCCCAAGAAGUAGAGAGUGUACUUGUUGAGAUGCAGACCAUGACGGCUGAAGUUUUAAAGGAACUGUGGAAACGAGAACAUAGAGCCAGGGUUGAAGAAUGGCUAGACAAUGUUUCAUCGGUCCUUCUCUCAACCUUUGAACUCAGCGCUGAAGAGCAGGAAUUGGUGCAAGCUUUAGAAGAUAAAUACGAUGUUUUGAGGGAUAAGAUGUUGACAGAGCUACUGAUGAAGGAGUUUGGGGAGUCUGCUUGGCGAUCGAUGUCUGAACAGGAACGACAACGUCUCUUGAUGAAGAAGAAACUUGAGGAGAGACGUUUGAGACGAGAGGGGAAGAUGGAUGAGCUGUCUCGUCUCCUAGGGGACUCUGAGAAGGACAGCAAACGUCUCCAGAAGCUAAUGGGGAAGAAUCGUGAAGAGUAUGAGAAGCAGUUGGCAGCUCGUUUAGCUCGAAGGGAACGUCGUCGCGCCAUGGGGCUGGACUCAGAUGACUCUGAAGAUGAUUCUGAUUCUGAUGAUGCUGGGGGUAGCAGCACCAACAUCUUCAAGGACCUCCAGGGUCGUUUCGACGAUGACAUGGACGCUCUGAUGGCAAUGCUUCGUCAACAGCAAGGUCGUGAGAUGAGCGAGAAGGAGCGUCAAGCUCUUCUCCUGCGACUGAGGCGAGAGAAGAGACGAGCGGCGAUGGAGGAUAACUUUGAUGAAGCUGCUCUCCUUCUCGGACUGUCCGAGAGAAACAGACUCAACAUGGAAGAGAAAAUGAAGGCAGACCGAGAGCGUCAGUUACUUCUCGCGAAGGAGCGUUUGGCAAACCGUAGACGUCGUAAAGCCAAUGGUGAAGAGGAGAACCAGAACUAUGAAGAGUCUCCCACACCUGCUGAUGGGGAUAUGGAAGGCUGGCGUGAAUCCGUCUUGACGGAGAUGGAGAGCAAACACGUUCGUGAGAGAGAACUCCUCCUGAGCAUCUUGACUGACGAAGGUAGCGAUGACUUGAGGGAAGCUGCCAAUAUGAUGGCACAGGGACCGAGGCAAGAAAGACUUCAGGAUCUUAAAGAUGCAGCGGAGAAACUCAACCCUGACCGCAAAGAGGAGAGCGAGGGACGGAGAGAUAUCCUUGAGGAGGCCGGAGCCAUCAAGAGCGUCUUGAGAAGGAUGAGCCUGAAGAGGAAGAGUCAAGGACAAGAGGUCGUCGUUGAUCAAGUCAUUACGAGUCUCCUUGCGGACCUUCAGGAGGAACAAGAGAAGGAGAGCGAGGUGAUCUUGUCCGGCCUCGUGGAAAUGAGCGAGGAGGAGUUGUCCAAGCUACGUUUGAAGCAGGUCUGGGAAGCCAAAGCAAACAUCGGCAAGAAUCUGCUCCUUGUCUUCACUCAGUACGAAGGAGCCGCAGAGGAUGAUGACAUCUUGAAGGCCCUCGAUAAGAAGUACGACACCUUAAAGGACAAGCUCCUUGUAGACGUCUUGAGGAAUCAGCUUGGGGAAGCAGAAUGGGCCAGGAUGAACGAGCAAGACAGACAGAAGAAACUCUUGGAGCUGAAACGAGAAGAGAUGAAAUUACGUAAAGAAGGUAAGAUGGACCUACUCGCUGUACUCCUGAGCGAUAAUGACAAGGCCGAGACAGAUCUACGGAAACUGAUGGGAGACAGUCGGCAGGACUAUGAGGAAAAACUAAGAAAGAGAAUGGAGAAAAGGAGGAAGAGGAUCAGUGAAGGAGGAAAUCUUGAUGACAUGGAUAAAGAGUUAUCCGAAGAUGAAUCCGACCCGUCCGAAGCGUCCAAUCCUCUGGAUGACCUCCAGAAGCGCUACGACAACGAGCGCGAGGUCCUCGUGAUGAGACUGAACAGCACGGACGCUGAGUACCUCAGCGAGAAGGAACGGCAGGCAGAGCUGAUGAGACUCAGGCUGGAGCUACGCAUGGCAAGGGGAGAGCAGAACUUCAUGGCAGCGGCGCUUGCCAUUGGGCUGGCCGAGCGGAACCAAACUGCCGCAUCAGAGAGAUUGAAGAAUGACAGAAAGAGGCAAGAGAUUUUAGCGAAGCAGCGAAUCGAGGCGAUGAGAAAGAGACGAGCUAUGGGAACAAUCCAAGAGGAAUCAAGUGACAUCGUCACGGACAAUGAUGAUAGAAAUUCCAUGCAGGACGCAGUCAUCCGCUCUAUAGAGAAGAAACAUCGUCUUGAGAGAGAGGCUUUGUUUGAACUCCUCCAGAAGGAGUACGGUGAAGAUGACGUGUUGAUAGCCGAGAACAUGACCCCAGAGCAGCGGCAAGAAGUCCUACAAAAGCUGAUGGAGAAACGGCGAAACAUGGAUAUAGGCGAUAAAACAGAGCAUCGAGCUUUGCUUGGGGAGGCAUCCGUAGUCAAGACAGCGGGACGGACACAUCUGCUGCAGAAGGAAUCUAAAGAUGUUACUAUAAAUAGAGAUGAUGUCAUCGUUACCAUCAUGGCUGACUUGCAGCAGCAACAGGCUAAAGAAUGUGAAGCAGUGUGUAGUCUCUUACCAGAUAAGGAUUUAAAGUCCCUGGUCCACGUGCAGCAGCAAAACAUUGAGGAUCAGAAGAAGGAACGCAACGAGAAUGUUGCUGUUGUGCUGACCACGGCGGACCUGAGCAAGAAGGCUGGUGAGGAAGAGCUAGUGGACGCCCUGCAAGGAAAGUUUGACGCUCUAAAAGAUCAGAUUCUGGCAGAGGCACUGAUGAACCAGAUCGGUGAAGCAGAGUGGGCGCGUCUCUCUGAGAAAGAGCGGCAGGUUCGUCUGAUCAAACUGCGACUGGAGGAACGCCGUCUCCGUAAAGACGGCAAGUAUGAUGAGGCGGCAGCAUUGCUGGGUGAUGCCAUUGCUUCCCAGAAUGCACUGGAACUGUUGCUAGGGGAUACCAAGAAGCAACAGGAGGAGAAGUUGAAGGAGAGGCUUGAGAAAAGGAAGCAGAGAAUGGCACAGGGCAUGAGCAAGGAGGAGGCAGACCGUCUUGAGCAGGAGGAGAUCGAACAAGAAGAGGAAGAACUGAGAAAGAACAAGCCAAAGAAUAUUCUAGAUCAGCUUGACAAUCGCCUUGAUGCGGAGAGAGAUGCUCUUCUCGCCAGUAUGAGAGAUGCCAACGACCGCCUCAUGAGCGAGAAAGAGCGUCAGCGGGAGUUGGCUCGUCUUAGGAGAGAUCAGAGGAAGGCAAGAAGGGAGCACAAGUUUGAUGCAGCGGCCUUGGCGAUGGGGUUGACCAAACAGGCUCAAGAUGCUGAAGACUUACACGAGAAGGAGAGGCGAAGGCAGGAGCAGCUUGCCCGAGAGCGGCUCGCCCAGCGUCGUAAGAGCAAGGAGGAGAGGAUGAGAGCAAGGGACGCCCAGGGUCCUAUCCCACUCCCUGAAGAUGAAGACAAUGAUGUAGCUAUGCAAGAGGUUGUGGUGCAGGAGAUGGAGGUGAAACAUGAAGCAGAGAGAGAUCUCCUUAUUGAGCUGAUGCAGGGGCAAGAGAACAGCAGCUAUCGCUCCAACGCUAAGCAGAUGACGGAAGACAAUCGUCAGAAGAGACUGAAAGAACUGAAGGGAGCACGCCAGGAAUGGAGAGACAGCGGCCCCACUAAGGAGAAUAUGAAAGACCAAAUUGAUAUAUUUAAUAAAGCUACAUCUCUGACGUUAGAGAGCCAUCUUGACGAUGAGAGGAAGAUCAAAGGAGACGCAGCGAAAGAGGGCGACAUUCAGGUAGCCCUACUGGCCAACCUGCAAGAACAGCAAGAGAAUGAAGCCGCACUUCUCCUAAAUGACCUCGGGUCAAAGUCCGCUACUACCCUGAAGCAAUUGAAGCAGGUACAGUUCAUCGCUAGGACCAAUGGUUGGAACGACAACGUCGCCGGGACGGUGCUGGUCACUAAGUCUGACUCAUCGGAGGUCACUGAAGAGCAACUCAUUAAAGCCCUUGAGGUCAAGUACGACACUCUCAGGGAUAAACUACUCAGUGAGGCCCUAAUGAAGCAAGUCGGGGAAGCAGACUGGGCUCGCCUGUCUGAGAGGGAGCGCCAAGCCAAACUGAUGAAGCUGAAGCUACAAGAGCGGAAGCUGAGACAAGAAGGGAAGUAUGAUGAGGCAUCUGCACUGCUCAGCCAAGGGAUCAAAGAUCAACAAGAGCUUGCCAAGCUCCUCGGCAGCACCAAAUCCGAGCAGGAGGAGCGUCUGAAACGGCGUCUUGAGCGUAGAAAGGUGCUGAAGGAGGAGAGGGCUAAGGAGGGUCUCUCCAUCGACGAUGAGACCCUCGAUGAGAUGGUUGAGAAAGAGGAGAAGAGACGAGACUUCCUGGAGGAGCGGAAGAAAAAAAGGAAUGUCCUAGAGGACUUGAACUCCCACUUUGAAGAUGAGCGAGAGGCACUUCUGGCAGCCUUGAGGGGCCAAGACGCCAGCCUGAACAGUGAGAGGGAACGUCAGCUAGCUCUCGCUAAGCUACGUCGUGACCAGCGCAAACUCCAGAUGGAGGAUAAGUUCGAUACGGCGGCCCUCCUCUUCAGCAUGGCGCAGCAGCAAGAGAAGAAUCGCGAUGCAAAUUUGAAGAAAGAUCAUGAGCGCCAGAAGAUCCUUGCUCGGGAGCGAAUUGCAAACUUGAGGAAAAAGAAGAUGGAGUCUCAUGCAAAGACGACGUCCGAUAUGAGCCAGGAGGACCUGGUGGAGAGAUUGCGUCUUGAGGAGGAAGAGAAUGCUAAGGUGGAUGCAGUGGCCUUCACUCAGAAAGAUGACGGUGUUGCGUUACACACAACCAUUUUGGAUGAGGUGGAGAAGAAACACGGCACGGAGAGAGACGUCUUACUGGAGCUGGUAGAGGAAGCUAAGAGGAACACAGAGGAAGUCUCAAGGGUGUCGCAACUUACUGAUGAGGAACUGAUUAGUGAGCUGAGGAUUGCCUCAACCAGCUGGGACGAGCGGGAGAAACUGGCUCGAACCAUCAGCAGUGGGAAUCUAGACGCCAUCGCUGAGUUACAACGACAGAAGAGACAGGCUCUUAGAGGUGCUCUUCUCCUCAAGAUGGAAGACCAGCGUCGUAGCUUGAGCAUAACGACAAAGCUACAAUCAAUUGAGGAGAUUAUUGAAGAGGUGUCGGUAACGUUGCUGGCCGAGCUCCAACAGAAGCAGACGUCUGAGAAUAAAGCACUCAAUAAAAUCCUCUCAUCGCAAGAGGAUCCUGACAUGCCAAAAGCAGACGACGCCCUGAUCAAGCAGCUCAUCGCCAGUCAGCGCACGGCGAGACGAGAGUUACAGCUCAAGAACCUGGAGGCGGUGAUCUUCAGUCUCGGAAACGUCAACGAGGAAGAUGAGCUGAGGAUGGAGGAAGAGAGCAGACAAGAAGACAAACAGAUGAAGGAACUAGAAGAGAAGAUGCAACAAGAAAAACAGGAGCUUCAAGAAAAAGUAAAAGUAAAAGCUGGACAGGAGGGGAUUAAUGCAGAUGCUUUGCUGGCUGAACUGGAGGCACAACAUGCUGCUGCAAGAAAGGCAAUGCAAGAACAACUGCAGAGGCAGAAGCGCAUGAUGAGAGAGAAGCUCGCAAACAGGCGUCAGAAACAAGAGGAUAAAGAGUAUGAGGAAGAUGCGGCCCUGGCGCUGAUCCAGAACGCUGAGAAGAUGCUCAGUAAGAGAGAUGAAGAUGCCCAGAUGAUGAAAGAGAAACAAACAAGUCUGAUGAGAGAGAGGUUAGCCCAGAGGAGGAAGCAGAGACAUGAGGCUGAGCUGGCUAAGGAGGAGGAAGAGAAACAGAAACAAGAGAUUGGAGUCGAAACCAAGAAACCCAAGUCCGCCUCCGCUGCUAAGAAUACCCCUUUGCCUCCAGGGUUUGGGUUGCAGCGAGAGAAGACAGUGAUUGAUGUGGAGGUCUCGGAGGAGACGAAACAAGCCCUCUUCAAGUCACUGGUACGGGAACACACCAAGGCACAGCUCCAGGUUGAAAAAGAACAAGAGAAACAGACCGAACAGUUGAAACAACGCCUUAAGCAGCGCAAAUCCCGCUACCAAGAUGCUGCCACCAUGCUACUUGGAUUGGGUGAACGACAGAAAACAAUGGUUGAAAAGACUAACAAGGAGGAGCGCGAUCGUCAGAUCGGCAUGGUGAGAGAGCGCAUUCAGAAGGUGCGCUUUGAGCGUACACAGACGAUGAAACUCAAGAAGGACCUCAACGCCACAGCCUUCAAGGAUAUAGUACCAGCGGAGACAGAGGACAAAGAUGAGAAAAUGGCACAACUCGCUGCCAAGAUGCAGCAAAAGUUCAUGAGCGAUGAGGAAGAUAUUAGAAAGGGACACAAAAGGCUGUCACGUUACAGUAUCGUGGAAACGACCAUGCCUCCUCUGCCAUUUUUAGACGCGAUAAGAAAAAAACGGGCUGUGGCACCAGAUGACGACGACGAUGACAAUGACAUGCCAGACGCCCCUAAGACUCCUAUAAAGAAGAAACCAGUUUCCAUCGAUCACGUCCCGUCCACCAAGAAACUGGACGCCAAGGAGCGCCAGAAUCUGAUCAAGGAGAAGCUUGCCAAGAGGAAGAUCAACCGCAGAGGAAGUAGUCUGGUAGCCGCGGCCGAUAUGGACACCCUGUCUCAUAUGAUACAGCAGAGGAAAGCUGAAGGACCUGAUGAAUUGGCGGAGGAACUUACAAUGUCUUGAGGAGAACACCAUUCUCAUCCUGCAUCUUCAAGCUUUCUUACAUGUACAGGGGCCGAUUUCACAAGGAGCUUGAAAAGCGUUUGAAACCGUUUGAUAUGAAAUGCAUA